GGUCCUCGUUAUACAAACUGUUUCGUAAACAUAGACUGAAUGCUUGUGUAAGGUGGACAGACUGGUGCGCAUCUUCACGGUUCGAAACCGAGUCCGUACCUGCAACCAGCGAAAUGGGUGGAGUUUGGUGGACCUCAUUGCUGCUUCUUCUCACACAUCGGCACCAUUCCAAUGGCCAGAACCCUGAGCCGAUGUUUCAGGCCAUAACAAACACAAUCCUUCCUCCUGACAAUAUCAACAAUCCCACACAGCUCAACUACGGCAUGGCUGUGACAGAUGUGGAUGGGGGUGGAGACUUGGAGGUGGUGGUAGCAGGGUACAAUGGACCUAAUUUGGUGUUGAAAUAUGACCCCAUCAACAAAAAGCUGGUAAACAUCGCCAUUGAUGACACAGAGUCUCCUUACUACGCGUUGAGGGAUCCAAACGGAAAUGCUAUUGGAGUCACUGCCUGUGAUGUGGACGGAGACGGACUGGAGGAAAUCUACUUCUUGAACACAAACAAUGCAUACUCCGGGAAGGCAACCUAUUCAGACAAGCUUUUCAAAUUUCGCAAUGGCCGCUACGAGGAUCUGCUCAGUGAUGAGAUCAAUGUGAAUCGUGGCGUGGCUAACGGCAUGGCAGGACGUUCCGUUGCCUGUGUGGACAGGAAGGGAACUGGCCGCUAUGCAGUCUAUGUUUCCAACUAUGCCAGAGGCAGCGUUGGUCCCCACGUUCUCUUAGAAAUGGAUGAAGCUGCCAGCGAUGUCUCCAGAGGAGUCAUUGCUCUGUCCGAUGUAGCGGCUGAGGCUGGUGUGAGAAAGCUCACAGGUGGUCGUGGUGUGGUUGUCGGACCAAUCCUCAACCACGUACGGUCUGACGUUUUUUGUGAUAACGAGAAUGGACCAAAUUUCCUAUUCAAGAACAAGGGAGAUGGCACUUUUGAUGAAAUGGCCAGACAAGCUGGAGUGACGGAUGAGUUCCAGCACGGCAGAGGAGUAGCACUUGCUGACUUCAAUGGGGAUGGAAAAACAGACAUCGUCUAUGGCAACUGGAACGGCCCACACAGACUUUACCUGCAGACCAGCGACUCCAAAUUUAGGGAUAUCGCCACGGGAGGAUUUGCCCAACCUUCACCUGUUCGCACCGUCAUUGCUGCUGAUUUUGACAAUGACCAGGAGCUGGAGGUGUUCUUUAAUAACAUUGCUUACAGAGGAGACGCCCCCAACAGGCUGUUCAGGGUGUCCAGGAAAGCAAACAAGGAUCCAGUCAUUGAGGAGCUCAACGUGGGGGAAGCUGCUGAGCCACAGGGCAGAGGAACAGGGGGCACGGUUGCCGAUCUAGACGGCGAUGGACGACUGGACCUGCUCUUGGCACAUGGGGAGAGCGCUCAACAGCCCAUUUCAGUGUUCAAGGUCACACAGGGUUCCUCCAACAAAUGGCUGCGUGUCAUUCCUCGCACCCAGUUUGGGGCAUUUGCCCGGGGGGCCAAAGUGACUGCCUUUACAUCUCAGAGUGGCGCUCUGACCCGCAUCAUUGAUGGGGGUUCGGGGUAUCUGUGUGAGAUGGAACCUGUUGCCCAUUUUGGCUUGGGAACGGAUGAGGUGAAGGUUCUGCAGGUGUCUUGGCCAGAUGGCGCCGUGAUGAGCCGAGCCCUUCAGGCCACAGAAAUGAACUCUGUGGUGGAAAUCUCCUACCCGAGUGGGGAGAUUCUGCCCAUGCUGGAAAACAACACCCAGUGCGGCUCUGGCUUUGCGGUGGAGAACGGUUUCUGUACAGCAUCAUUUUUCUUUGGCUAUCGCUCCUGGGCCCCCGCCUUGCAGGUUUCCAGCUGGACCUUGUUUUCUCUGCUGUGUGUCGCUGCAUCAUUUGCAGCUGCAGGUCCGAGCUGACAGCGGCUCUUCUGGAUCCCACCCCCCACUCGGAUGAAUUCCUGUUACUGACAGGGUCUCUGUCCACAGGAGGGGGGGUUUGCAUGCAGACGUCUGUAAGCGAAAGACGCUCCCAGGUUCUUGUGCACAUGGUUUCUGCGUCUUCCAUGCUGAUGUCAUCCACAUGCUGCAGAGCUCAGCGUGGGGCAGUGUUGAAAUCCUGGAGACCACAGAAAUUCAAAGGAGGGGUCGUUUUUUCUCCGUCCUUAGAUGUUUGCAGAGGUUUGAUGUUGAGGAACUGGACAGAACCUUCUCAACGAAGUUAAACUUGAAAUUCAUCUGGAACUUUUUUUUAUUGGAUAAACCUAAAGGUUGUGUUUCCGAAAACCUCUUUUGGUUAAAGACCUAUAGAUCCGACAUAAAGGAAGGAGCCAUUGAAUGCUAUUUCCUUGACGGGGGGGGUCGUCAAACCUGUUUUAUUGUGCCGCUUACGUGGACUCUGUAAGUUUGAAAGAAGAAAACUUCUAAAUUUGCAGGAAAACAAUAUACAAAUAUGAAGAAAAAAAAGAAAAAUAAAUAGACAUAAAAGCAAAUCAGCACAAGAGCUAUUUAAACAAAA
Messenger RNA from Oryzias latipes (Japanese medaka), 2466 nucleotides. RefSeq names its product cartilage acidic protein 1a (gene crtac1a). The record is from RefSeq and is a predicted model, not a curated record. Lineage: Eukaryota; Metazoa; Chordata; Actinopteri; Beloniformes; Adrianichthyidae. Gene Ontology annotation, biological process: axonal fasciculation.